This is a messenger RNA of Lachancea sp. 'fantastica', 1185 nucleotides long. NCBI's taxonomy places the organism in Eukaryota, Fungi, Ascomycota, Saccharomycetes, Saccharomycetales, Saccharomycetaceae. The record is from the annotation of a GenBank genome assembly.
AUGUCAGUGGCUUCAAAUCCCUACGCUCCUAGCCCAUUGGACCUGGUGUCCAACGUUGGCAAUUUCCAAUUGAUCGAGUCCACGCUUAGAGAAGGUGAACAAUUCGCCAAUGCAUUUUUCAGCACCGAGAAAAAAAUCGAAAUCGCCAAGGCUCUGGACGAUUUCGGAGUCGACUACAUCGAAUUGACGUCGCCCGUGGCGUCCGAACAAAGCCGCACUGACUGCGAGACGAUAUGCAAAUUGGGGCUCAAGGCCAAGAUUCUGACCCACAUCCGGUGCCACAUGGACGACGCCAAAGUGGCAGUGGAAACCGGUGUGGAUGGCGUGGACGUGGUCAUCGGCACGUCCCAGUUCCUCAGACAGUUCUCGCACGGCAAAGACAUGAACUACAUCUCCAAAAGUGCAGUUGAAGUGAUCGAGUUUGUCAAAUCCAAGGGCCUUGAAAUCCGUUUUUCGUCCGAAGACUCGUUCAGAUCCGACAUCGUGGACCUUCUGAACAUAUACAAGACCGUCAGCGCCAUUGGCGUCAAUCGUGUAGGUAUUGCAGACACCGUGGGCUGUGCCAACCCCAGACAAGUUUACGACCUGGUAAGAACGCUAAGAAGUGUGGUGUCGUGCGACAUAGAGUGUCAUUUCCACGACGACACCGGGUGUGCCAUUGGCAACGCGUACUCCGCCCUGGAAGGUGGUGCUCGUCUCAUAGAUACCUCUGUGCUCGGGAUCGGUGAAAGAAAUGGUAUUACACCUCUGGGUGGGUUCAUGGCCCGUAUGAUCGUGGCCGCUCCAGACUACGUCAAGUCCAAGUACAAGCUACACAAACUCAGAGACUUGGAAAACCUGGUCGCAGAAGCCGUGGAGGUCAACGUUCCUUUCAACAACCCAAUUACCGGUUUUUGCGCCUUCACCCACAAGGCCGGUAUUCACGCCAAAGCCAUCUUGGCCAAUCCAUCCACAUACGAGAUUUUGGACCCCCACGAUUUUGGUAUGAAACGUUACAUCCAUUUUGCCAACAGAUUGACUGGAUGGAACGCUAUCAAGUCUAGAGUCGAACAGCUGAACUUGCAGCUAACGGACGACCAGAUCAAAGAGGUGACUUUGAAAAUUAAAAAAAUCGGCGAUGUCAGACAAUUGGGUAUCGAUGACGUCGACAGCAUCAUCAAGGAGUUCCACUCAGAUCUUCAAUAA